Symbiodinium sp. CCMP2456 is the source of this 1017-nucleotide messenger RNA. The record is from the annotation of a GenBank genome assembly. Lineage: Eukaryota; Dinophyceae; Suessiales; Symbiodiniaceae.
AUGUCAGAGUCCGAGGGCUUUCCCGGACAUCUCUCGGCAGAUAGGCGCCUCUUCUUCGCGGCCCUAUUCGCCCACGGCUCCGCGCGAGUCUUGUCCAAAGUGGCCUCGGCACCGAUCGAGCGCGUGAAGGUCUGUCUGCAGGUGGGCACUGCUCCGACAAUCGCCUCCUUCCGGGAGCUUCGGGAGCAACCCGGGGCCAGGCUACUGCAGCACUUCCGCGACAUUCUCCAGAGGGAGGGCUAUCGCGGGCUCUGGCGUGGAGCGGGGACGCAUGUCACCGCCACUUGCUUGGGUGGAGUGGCUCGCCUGAGUGCUCUUCGCACCACUCAGAUGUGGGUUAUGCCGGGUGGUGACCGGCACUACCAGGGCCUUGAGGGCUACGUUCGCCGAUGUUCGUUUUUAUUUAUGUCGGGUGCGGGCGCGCUGACACUCGUGUACCCUCUGGAUGUCGCCUACACUUGCUUAGCAGCAGACACUGACAGCAGGCGACGCUUUCGGGGUGUUUUCCACUUCUUCCGAGAAGCCGCGCGCGAGCACGGGGUGCUGAGCCUUUACCGCGGCCUGCCGUUGGGACUCCUCACGGCCUUUCCGUUCCUCUGCAUCGCAACCGGCCUGCAUGAUCUUCUGGCCCCGUGGUUGAUGAAGCGCAUGGGUCACCGACCAAGCAUCGAUCACAACGCACCACAGCCGGGGGAUUUGUUCUGGCUGGUGCGGACGGGCGCACCAGCUCAUUUGUACCCCUGGAACUUAGUGGUCGGGGCCGCUUCGGGCCUCGUCGCUCAAACGGCCACGUAUCCCCUGGACACUUUGCGCCGAAGGUGGCAGCAAACAUGUGCUCGUCCGCGCUGCGAUGCGCCGGCAUCCCUGCGGGAGUGUGCCCGCAGCUUGUAUGCUGAGCGUCGACUUGCCGGCUUCUACGCUGGAGUUGGACUGAACUCCCUGAAGCUUCUACCAGAGAUCGUGGUGCUAAGCAGUGUGUACUUCUUGAUCAACGCCUCUGGAAACUUCUUGGCUUAG